CUUUUUCUUUUCUUAUGGCUACUUUGCCUCCUUUUGCUGGACCUUCAGCGGGCCCAAGACCUGUUUUACUUCAGAUAGAAGACCAAUAUAAUAAAAGAAUUGAUGAUGAUGUAGCUAAACUUGUUGACUGCUUUACAGAUAUUGUCAAAGUGGGAGAAAACAAAGACAAAGACAAGUUUAAAGUAGCUCAAGAAGGAUAUCAAAUAGAAAGCCAAGCAGCCCAAAUAGUACGAUCGUGUGAAUCGCUAUUGUCACUUGUAGGAGAACUGAAACAAAGUUUACUGUUGAAUGACACAAAAACGCUUUCCAAGUUACGGCAAGCGCGUUCAGAGAAAUUGACAGAAAAUACAGUAGCUAUCAAAGAGCGUAUCUUGACCAUCAAAAAAGAAUUAGCAGAUACUGUGUAUGAUUUAGAGUCUGUUUAUUAUCGUUCUUUAACAGACUAACAAGAAAUAA
This is a messenger RNA of Gilbertella persicaria, 456 nucleotides long. RefSeq names its product surfeit locus protein 5 subunit 22 of mediator complex-domain-containing protein. Lineage: Eukaryota; Fungi; Mucoromycota; Mucoromycetes; Mucorales; Choanephoraceae. Gene Ontology annotation, cellular component: mediator complex. Gene Ontology annotation, biological process: regulation of transcription by RNA polymerase II. Gene Ontology annotation, molecular function: transcription coregulator activity. Bases 15 to 446 code for a protein of 143 amino acids. The record is from RefSeq and is a predicted model, not a curated record. The transcript has 3 exons.